This is a messenger RNA of Ricinus communis (castor bean), 2512 nucleotides long. RefSeq names its product protein SIEVE ELEMENT OCCLUSION B. The coding region runs from base 100 to 2256 and encodes 718 amino acids. The record is from RefSeq and is a predicted model, not a curated record. Gene Ontology annotation, biological process: phloem development. NCBI's taxonomy places the organism in Eukaryota, Viridiplantae, Streptophyta, Magnoliopsida, Malpighiales, Euphorbiaceae. The transcript has 7 exons.
UUCAUUGGCCAUUUCAACCACACAAAGCCAAUCGCCUUCCCUUCUUUUGCCCUUUAUUAAACCUUAAGUUUCCCCAGUAAGUACCUAUCUAUAUUAGCCAUGGCCUUCAGGUCACUCUCAGCAGCGAGCACAGGCACUGCUGCCCAGCAGCUGAUCAGGAGUGACCGAAGCAUGUUUGCACUGUCUGAUGAAAAUUCAAUGAUGAAACAAAUUCAGGCAACUCAUGCUCCUGAUGGUCGUGAGUUUGAUGUUAGGCCUCUUCUCAAUAUCGUUGCAGACAUCCUCAGUCGUGCCAAUAUCCCUCAUGCUGACACCGCUUUGACGGCUUCUCAAACUCAUGCAGAAAUGGAAGAUAAGAAUCGUCAAGCCAAUUUUAUUGCCAUGCUUGAAGCACUCGCUCACGUUAUUGACAGAAUUGCUUGCGAGAUUUCGUACAAGGCUCUAAGUGGGUCAGACCCACAUGCCACAACUAUGUCGUUACUCAACAUGUUGUCAAGCUAUAACUGGGAUGCUAAGUUGGUGCUGACCAUGUCAGCUUUUGCACUGAACUAUGGAGAAUUCUGGCUUCUUGCCCAGAUUUACUCAUCAAAUCCACUUGCCAAAUCAAUGGCAACCCUCAAGCAGCUACCUUACAUCCUGGAACACACAGUCCCACUGAAGCCUAGAUUCGAUGCACUUAACAAGCUGAUCGGGGUCAUGAUGGAUGUGACUAAUUGCGUUGUUGAGCUCAGGGAAUUACCAACUGCUUACAUUUCAGCUGAAACCGGGGCAUUGACUACAGCUAUUGCCCACGUCCCUACUGCUGCCUAUUGGACCAUAAGGAGCAUUUUGGCUUGCGCUAGUCAGAUUACUAGUCUCACCACCUUGGGACAUGAGUUUGCCACUACUGAGGUAUGGGAGCUAUCCACCUUGGCCCAUAAACUCCAAAAUAUAGAUGAUCAUCUAAGGAAGCAGCUGUCACUUUGCCACCAACACAUAGACGAAAGGAGGAAUGUCGAAUCCUAUCAAAUGCUUCUGAAUCUUUUUGAUAUGAUCCACAUUGACAACAUGAAGAUCCUCAAGGCCCUGAUUUAUCCCAAGGAUGAUAUCCAGCCACUUGUUGAUGGCUCUACCAAGAGAAGGGUUAACAUUGACGUGCUGAGGAGGAAGAAUGUAUUAUUGCUCAUUUCGGGCCUAAACAUUUCCCACGAUCAGCUAUCAAUUCUUGAACAAAUCUAUAACGAGUCAAGAAUACACGCCACCAGGAUGGACAGUCAUCAGUAUGAGGUGGUCUGGAUCCCAGUUGUGGAUCGUACAGUGCAAUGGACUGAUCCUAUGCAGAAGCAGUUUGAGGCCUUGCAGGCAACAAUGCCGUGGUACACGGUCUACAGCCCAACACUGAUUGAUAAAGUGGUCAUCAGAUUCAUUAAGGAAGUGUGGCACUUUAGGAACAAGCCUAUCCUGGUUGUGCUUGACCCUCAGGGAAAAGUGGCAUGCCCUAAUGCACUGCACAUGAUGUGGAUUUGGGGAAGCACUGCCUUCCCUUUCACUACCUUCAGAGAGGAGUCUCUAUGGAGGGAAGAGACAUGGAGACUUGAGCUUCUUGUUGAUGGCAUUGACUCAACAAUUCUCACCUGGAUUAAAGAAGAAAAGUACAUUCUCUUGUAUGGAGGGGAUGAUGUUGAGUGGGUGAGGAAGUUCACAAACACUGCGAGGGCAGUGUCACAGGCAGCACGCAUACCAUUAGAGAUGGUUUAUGCAGGGAAGAGCAGCAAGAGAGAUAAAGUGCAAAGCAUCAUAGCCGCAAUCCCUGUGGAGAAACUUAGCCAGUACUGGGAUCCUACAAUGAUAUGGUUCUUCUGGACAAGAGUAGAAAGCAUGCUAUUCUCCAAGAUCCAACUAGGCAAGAUUGACGAAACUGAUCCGAUGAUGCAAGAAAUUAAGAAAUUGCUUAGCUACGACAAAGAAGGUGGGUGGGCAGUUCUUAGCAGAGGAUCGAACGUUGUUGUGAAUGGAUAUAGCAGCACAAUGUUGCUUACAAUGAUAGAGUAUGAUCUAUGGAAGGACAAGGUGCCUGUUAACGGAUUUGAUUUGUCAUUCAAAGAGCACCACAACAAGCUUCACGAUCUUGCUCAUCCUUGCUGCCGACUCGAGUUUCAUAGCACCACUGGCAGGAUUCCUGAGCGCCUGAAAUGCCCCGAGUGUCUCCGCAGCAUGGAGAAGUACAUCACUUUCCGUUGCUGCCAUGAGGAAGAAGCUGCAGAGAUACUAUAUUAAGAGUACUUACAUACAUAUAUGUCUGCAUUCAAUCUCUAUAGCAAUAUUACUGUUAAAUAAUGAUGUUUGUAGUACUUACGUGUGUACCCUUAAAUUAAUUUCUUUCCACCUUUCAUUUAAUAUGAAGCCAAUUGCCGCCAUGGCAGGCUUAAGUUGACAUUUGAAGCCUUCAAUAAGAUUCAUUCAGAGUGUGUGAUGUAAUCUACAAUCAGUUUAUGGAUUAAUUUGAAGUGCACUUUUUUUUGUUUUGUUUAAA